GGCCGCUUCAAAAAGAACUCACGUUUUUACUGUGCAUGUGACUUCACAUAAACUUAUUAAAAUAUGGUACUAACUCCAAUAUUCCGAUUAGAACAAGAUGAUAAAAAACUCAAAGUUAUUAUUCAUGCUCCAUUGGCUAAAUUAUCUGAAAUGGAAGUAUGUGUUGAAGAACAAACUUUUUAUUUUGAUUCCUCUCCGUACUAUCUUAAAUUCGAUAUCCCGGGCUCUGUAUUAACAGAUGAAAAUACUUUUGACUAUGAAUUCAUUAAUGGUGAUAUACACAUUACAUUGGAGAAAUCUGAACCAGGACCAUUUAAAGAUUUAAAUCUAAUUACCAAAUUAUUGAUCACUUCAUCGGAAACAAAGAUUUCUAAAUGUUUAAUUGAAGAAGUGAAUGAUACUGUGACACAAAAUCAAAAUUGGUCGUUGGAUUGGUUUAGUGAUUCAAAAAAUACGAGUUCACCAUUAGAUGAUGUAAUUCUACCUAACUCACCAACUUAUGGUUUUAGUGGUUCCAAAUCUGGACUAUUCCAAGUUGAGUCGGAUUUAACACAUGUAGUGGAUUUGCCUAACCCAGAUUCUGUUGAUAUUUUCAAACGAUCAAAUCUUAGAACAAUGGAUGAAGAGAAAAAAUUUCUAGUUGAUCAUUAUCUUGCUGAUUAUUUUGAAUCAGACACUUGGAUUCAUAUGAAAAAUAUUGAUCUACCAUGGUCUCUUAAUGAUGAUAGUAACAAUUCACCAGAAUUCUCAUCUGAUGAACGGCAUCGUUUGAUCACUUUAUCAACUCGUCGACUUCCUCUUCCACCUGAUAAUGCUGUUGAAGAAAAAAUAUUAUAUUUAGGUCUACUUGAUCUAUUAUUUGCUUAUAUAUAUGAUUAUAGAGUUCGUGAAGGUGAAACAAUGACUGAAUCCGGUUGGAAUAUAGUGAAACUUGCAGCAACACUAUCAUGGUUUGAGGUUUAUCAUUCUUUACCGGAAGUGGUUGUAUCAUUCUAUAGACGUGCUUUAACUUAUCCACUUGUACGAAAUUGGAGAUUUUGUACACUUAUUAAACGAGAUGCUUCUCGUCUUUUACAACAUACUAAUACUAUACAAUGGUGUUUAAAGUGUCUAUUAGAAAUUCGUGAAUUUUUAAUCGCCUAUCCUGGUUAUCAUGUAUUCGCAGAACUAUAUCUUAAUGAUUAUAUUGUAUGGAUUCAAACACGAGCAUGUGAAUCAAACCUACAUAAUCUUGGCAAGAGUCUAGAACAAUUCAAAAUGAAAAAAGAUUUUGUUCAUUUAAACUUGAAAGAAAUUGAACAACUUGGUCAUGAAUGUUUGGAAAUGGAAAAACUACAAGAUUCAUUAAAACAAAUCUCAUUUCCUGUGAAUAAUGAUACACAAUGCGAAGAAUCGAAACCUGUACAAAUUUGAUCUGAUGAAUUUUUUUUUAAAGUUUCUGUACAUACUUUCCACCAUUUCUACCUUGAAAGACUUAUUUUUUUCCUCUUGUAUACAUGCUUUCUUCAAAUACAUUUUCGUACUAAAAUAUAUAUUUCGUUCUUCAGAAUAAACAAA
This is a messenger RNA of Schistosoma turkestanicum, 1557 nucleotides long. NCBI's taxonomy places the organism in Eukaryota, Metazoa, Platyhelminthes, Trematoda, Strigeidida, Schistosomatidae. The record is from the annotation of a GenBank genome assembly.